AUGGACGCAGUAACGAACCUGUUUCGUCAGCGCAUGAAAUUGCACCCGGAGUGGUUUAGGAGUGAUCGAAUUUGCUUUGGUGAUAGUACUCCUAGUAUGUUGUGGACGGGAGACAAGUUCAGAGGUUUAAGAAUACUGAGCCGGAUAACAGGGACUAGGAAGGUGGGUCCCGGGAGGUGCGACCGAUUCUUCGAAGGGAAGAAACCACGUUUCUGCCAAACCCUGAAGAAAUGGGAAGUAGAUAUUGAUGAGAUCUACUUGCCAUGGAACGUCAAAGACACUCAUUGGCCAAAGCUAUCGAGCCCAUUGCUGUCAUUGUGCCUUAUCUACAACGGCUCAUGGCUGACAUUAAUGAUAGGUAUAAGUAUUCACUCGACCCUUUACCCACGAGUAUAUUUCCGAGGAGAUGUGCAUGCGCAAGACAAUGCAACUGACUGUGGAGUCUACUGUCUAAAGUUCAUCGAGUAUCAUAGUCUUGGGAGGCUUUUUCCGAAGACGCUAUGUGGUAAGAACAUGAAAGCUAUCAGAGCAAAGCUUGCAGCGGACCUGUAUCAAGAGAUCAACUGUCGCGGACCUCCAGAGCGUAACUGGGAGGACCUGGACUUGGACAUAUAG
Molecule: messenger RNA, 615 nt
Organism: Microthlaspi erraticum
Lineage: Eukaryota; Viridiplantae; Streptophyta; Magnoliopsida; Brassicales; Brassicaceae
Source: the annotation of a GenBank genome assembly